Molecule: messenger RNA, 5003 nt
Organism: Anarrhichthys ocellatus (wolf-eel)
Lineage: Eukaryota; Metazoa; Chordata; Actinopteri; Perciformes; Anarhichadidae
Gene: dlg3
Product: discs, large homolog 3 (Drosophila)
Exons: 12
Coding region: 3872-4975 (367 amino acids)
Biological process (GO): receptor localization to synapse; regulation of postsynaptic membrane neurotransmitter receptor levels; receptor clustering
Cellular component (GO): neuron projection; postsynaptic density membrane; basolateral plasma membrane
Molecular function (GO): ionotropic glutamate receptor binding; protein kinase binding
Source: RefSeq, a predicted model, not a curated record
GGUUCAUUUCGACUGUUACUGUACCGAGGUAACGACAGUUUGUUGCUCUCUCUCUGGCUGUAACCUGUAGUUUUAACGUUAACAACUCCUGUAACGUUAUAAGUGAGUUAUGGUUGUCUUUUUAAUCAACCGUGACAUGAAAGUGAGUUACCGUGAGAUUCAUGCGACAGCCUCACCCUACUGUACUCAAUACGACAGCUUCUAUGGGAACCUCCUGACAUUACCUGGAAUCCACGAUUUUAUUACUCUAUUUCACAAUUGGAUUUCCUCCCUGAGGCCAGUUUAAGUAGCUUUAUGUUGUCAGUUAUAUGCAGCAGGAUGUAUUAAUUAAACAGUUAUUUUACUGUUUUUAUGUAACAAACAUUUAGGUGUGGACACGGGUGUGUUCACACAGGUGUUUAACUUGGUGGUGGCGGUUUUAAACGGUGACUUCACCUGUGAACUCAACUCUAACCAUUUACAUGUCACUAGACUUUGGACUCGUUGAAUACAAGUCCAUUUUAAUGCUGACUAAAGCAGAAUGUAUGUGUUGGCUAGUGAGUAACUUAAACAGAGUUUAUUUCACAAAAGGACACCACUCUUUCUUUGUGAUAGUAAAUUGCAGAUCGGUUGUGCCUUACGGCUACUGUGGCAGCUGCACUUCUUCCUCAGUGCUUUUGUAAUUCUUCACAUCUGUACUUGAGCAUGCUGCAGUAGUGCUGUAACAACACUGGGAAGGAUAUUGUGAGCUUUAGAUCUAGGCUGAGCUCUCAGGUCGGACUAUGACAGGAAUGUGAAGGGGCAUAAGUUGUAGCAUGCGCUCACUCUAUAUUCCGCUCCCUUUCAAUACAACACAAGCCUUAAAUGUCCAAUAACUCCCAGGUCAUUUGAAAUUGAGGUCGAACAGGAUCAGUGACUUGUCACUGGGCUAAAGUUAAGCUAAGAUACAGGUUUAGAGGUUUAGAUCAAAAUUGACAGAAUGGCGGUAUGCAUUUUCCUUCUGCUACAGAAUACGGAUUAUAAUGCUUCAUUCUUGUGAGUCCAUGUUGUCUUGCAUGCCAGACCAAUCAGGCAGCAUCCUAAAAAACGAUGUGGUUCGCUGAAGUGAACCUUUUGUUUUCUGUACCAAAUCAUGCUUUCAGCUCUGCGCCCCCUUUGUAAUGCAGUGAAGGACACUUAUCUGUCUGUGUACAAUGCUUAACUCCUCAAAACACCCGAGCCGAGCGCUGGCAAAUGAUUGACUUCCUGCAUCUCCACUGGUGACCUGAGAUCUGUCGCCAGUAAUUCUGCUGGCAUCCUAAAGCGGUGUGUGACAUGUCGUUCGUUUGAGUUCGGAGCAGGAGGAACCCCCCAGUGAGAUGUACAAGGGACAGUCAGUCAGGGGGAGGGAGCGGAGGGUGAAUGCUGGUUUAUGCAGGGCAAACUGCCUGCAGAGUAUUCUCAGGGGCCGGGGCCCAGGCGUCUAAAGAUCUCUGAUGGAAGGCCAGCGCUGAAGACGACAAGAAGCCCUGACAGAGCUCACAGGCUGCAGCAGGAGGCCGCCCUGACUCUCAGUGGCUUACUGGAGCAUCACCAAGUCUUUAACUCUCAUUCAGCUUGAAGGAAUGGAAGUGAGGGCUGUAUAUCCGAACACUGCCUUGCCUCACUGUCAAGCAGUGCAAUUACACAAAAAUCUUUGCAUGUAGGAAAUGGGAGGAGAUCCGUGGAGGAAAUGUUAAAACUCGAUGGUCCCUCAGCAAACUCACACCAGUCUGCUUUACAGAAAUAGUUAAGCCAGGGUCUACAUAUUCCUCCUGCAGUAUAUUAUUGGGGGGGGGGGGGGUGAGUGUGUGUCUGUGUCUGCCUGCACUGGCUCGACUAUCCCCGAGAACAUAACACACUCUCACAUUACAAGUACAUGCCUGCUGUGUUGCAUAACUGGAUCAAAAGAGAAGCGACCGCCCCCCAAAAUAAAAAGGCUGUACGACUAAUGAGGACACGCAGUGGGAGUGAGUGAUACAGAAUAGUCCCAGUUUCUAUUAGCCGUCUUUUCUUCCUGUGGGUCACUCCUAAAAAUACAGGCUAGCUCUUGUGUAUUUAGUGCUUUAAGGGACAAAGUUGUAACGUUAACAAUUGUGGACUCCCGUUCCCCUGUAUUUCAGCGGUUUGCUUGUGAGUAGUGAUGUUGAUGAAUAGGUGAUGUUGGGUUGAUCCAUAUAAAGACUCGGAUUAGUCAAGAAUGUAAUUGCAAAUAUGGCCGAUUCCUAACCAGGUAGAUAUUAUUGUCUUCGUAUAACAAUCUGUAACACUUGCUGUAAGUGUCAUCAGAUAAUUUGGCUUAUUUCUACUUUAAAUAAGCCUUGUCUGCUGUAGGUUACAGCCCUAAUCGUUGAUACAAGAAUGGCUCAUCCAAUACAUGUUCUAUUCAAUACCAUUUGUGCAGGAUUAUGUUUCUGCUCUUAACAGUUUUGUUCAGACAUUUGUUAAAUAACGGCAGGCAGAGUGGGAGCAGCAAUUUCGAUUGAUGGCACUAUUUUUUUUUUUGUUGGUUAUUUUUAUUUUAUGACUCCAAUAGUUUUCAGGUGUUUAUGUAAUUUUUAGUGACUUUUAACAGCACUUGGUUUGGGAAAUUGCUUAAGUUUGCCUCCCUACCUGUGAGCGAUUUGAGGACUAAAUGCUGAUGUUACAGUUGUGACUUGGAUUUGUAUCAGUUCAGGCUCAUGUAUGAAAAGAUUUGUUUUCAUUACUGUUACUCCGUGUGCUUGAUAUUUGAGACGAGACAAACAGUCAAUGCAGAACUUAGGUUUCAGUGUAAUGUUUUGAUUUCCUGUGGCUCUGCUGUGAUACUCGUUCUCCAGCAUCACAGUGAUUUCUGUUUGAGUACUAGGAGUAUCCUUCCUUUUCUGUGUAACAGGUGUUAACUUCCUUUACUGUUCCAUGUCAUUUGAAAUGACUGGAAACACUUCUUUAUACAGGAAGUAAGUGCUGCAGAUACAUCAGAGACCGAUUGGUGUGUUUCCCUACUCUAGUUACACAGACAGUGUGGUCUAUUGCACAUAGACGAUUGUGUUGCAGCAAUGCAUGUAUGCUGAUGUCACAAACAACGAGGCGCGGUAGCAAUUUAUGGUUUAGCUUAUGGUUCCCACCCUGACUCCCAACAGAGGCCGGUGGUAGUUCAGGGCUCCUUCCGCUCCUCUUGAACGUGUGAGAUGAAUCAUUUGGACGUUAAGAAUGUGAAAAAGCAAAGCGUUUAGCUCUUUCACCUGCGCUGCUUAUAAGUGCUACAUCAGCAUUUCAGCUCCCAGCCGGCCCUUCGGGUCGCUGUUAUUGUGAAGACGGGCAUUAAGACGGCUCUCUCUACUUAGCUGCUCUUUAUAUUGUCCCUAAAACCCCUCCUCUCCACGCUGCCAUUCUCUCAUGUCUCCCUUGCUUGAGAGCCAAGUGGACUUGUCUGAAUGGCUGUUUUCCGCUUGUGCUCGGAGUGCUUGUACGUUGCUGGUGGUUACAGGCAGUCAGGCGGUGUCUGGUUACCUCACCUUGCAGCGUCACCCUGUUGUAAUGUUAACCCUUUGAGCAGAGACCAGGGUGGAGAGCUGGCGCUGGGCCCGGGGCGGGAUGUGUGUUUGCUUUGAAUCCUUUUAGGUUUCGGCAGGUGGUCGGAGUUCAGCGACCUAGAGAUUGUUGUUGCACCUGUUCAGAAUUUUUUUUCCGGGGAGUUUGGACCGUCUUCUGCUAAACCAGCAUUGUAGGCAUGGGCGUUUUUGUUUUUCAAGGCGACUUGUAGGCUUUGUUCGACCGAAUCUGGACCUUGAUCUCUGGUUGCUCACAUUACAGGAAGUGUUGCCAGCUAUGGAUGAUUAAGCUGUAAGAGUAUAGUCGCUUUGAGUCCAAGAUCCACGACCUGAGGGAGCAGAUGAUGAACAGCAGCAUGAGCUCAGGAUCAGGCUCCCUGCGCACCAGUGAGAAACGCUCCCUCUAUGUCAGAGCUCUGUUUGACUAUGAUCGAACGAGGGACAGCUGCCUGCCCAGCCAAGGCCUGAGCUUCUCUUAUGGGGACAUCCUCCACGUCAUCAAUGCUUCUGAUGACGAGUGGUGGCAGGCGAGACUGGUCACGCCACACGGAGAGAGCGAGCAGAUCGGGGUCAUUCCGAGCAAGAAAAGAGUGGAGAAGAAAGAGAGAGCCAGGUUAAAAACAGUCAAGUUCCACGCCAGGACCGGCAUGAUUGAGUCCAACAGGCCAGUCAAAGUAAAGCGCAAAAAAAGCUUCAACCUCUCACGCAAGUUCCCGUUUUACAAGAGCAAGGAGAAUAUUGUGCAGGAGUUGGGGGAUUCUGAACAAUGCCUGACAUCCAACACAAGUGACAGUGAAAGCAGUUCGAAGGGACAGGAGGACACUAUUCUUUCCUACGAGCCAGUCAUUCGACAGGAAAUCCACUACACACGGCCUGUGAUCAUACUGGGCCCAAUGAAGGACAGAGUAAACGAUGACCUCAUCUCCGAGUUCCCACACAAGUUCGGCUCCUGUGUACCCCACACGACUCGUCCGAGGCGAGAGAAUGAGAUGGACGGCCAAGACUACCACUUUGUGGGCUCGCGAGAGCAAAUGGAGAAAGACAUUCAGGAUAAUAAGUUCAUUGAGGCCGGCCAGUUCAAUGAGAACCUCUACGGGACGAGCAUCUUGUCUGUCAGAACUGUGGCUGAGCGGCAGGGAAAGCACUGCAUUCUGGACGUGUCGGGGAACGCCAUAAAACGACUGCAGCAAGCACAACUUUAUCCGAUCGCCAUCUUUAUUAAACCAAAAUCCAUUGAAGCCCUAAUGGAAAUGAAUAAGAGGCAGACGUACGAGCAGGCCAAUAAAGUCUUUGACAAGGCAGUCAAGCUGGAGCAAGACUUUGGAGAGUUUUUCACAGCUAUCGUACAGGGCGACUCACUAGAGGAGAUCUACAACAAAAUCAAGCUAAUCAUUGAGGAGCAGUCCGGUCCCUACAUCUGGAUCCCGUCCUCAGAGAAGCUCUGAGCUCCCUGCCCCCCCCCCCCCCCCCCCC